This is a messenger RNA of Brassica napus (rape), 1258 nucleotides long. RefSeq names its product protein TRIGALACTOSYLDIACYLGLYCEROL 1, chloroplastic. Gene Ontology annotation, biological process: phospholipid transport. The transcript has a single exon. The coding region runs from base 80 to 685 and encodes 201 amino acids. Gene Ontology annotation, cellular component: ATP-binding cassette (ABC) transporter complex. NCBI's taxonomy places the organism in Eukaryota, Viridiplantae, Streptophyta, Magnoliopsida, Brassicales, Brassicaceae. The record is from RefSeq and is a predicted model, not a curated record.
CAUAUUGGGCUUUAUAGCGGCCCAAGUUAUGUUUUGCUAUUUCUUUUAGUUGAGAAAAGGUGCGAGCUAAAUCCUCGGCAUGGCUUUCACCAUCCAGUUCGUUAGAGAAUUCACCAGGCUAGGCCUCAACAGAUCCAUCGGAGGCGUCCUGGCUCUCGCCUUCUCCAUAGAGCUCAGUCCUGUCAUCACAUCCAUCGUUGUCGCUGGACGAAUGGGAAGCGCGUUUGCUGCUGAGCUAGGGACAAUGCAAGUCUCGGAGCAGACAGAUACGCUACGUGUCUUGGGAGCUGACCCGAUUGAUUAUCUCAUCACGCCGAGAGUUAUCGCUUCGUGUCUGGCCUUGCCGUUUUUGACGCUCAUGUGUUUCACUGUCGGGAUGGCUUCGAGCGCUCUGCUAUCUGACGCGGUUUAUGGGAUUAGUAUUAACAUAAUCAUGGACUCGGCUCAUAGAGCGCUUAGACCGUGGGACAUUGUGAGUGCCAUGAUUAAGUCUCAAGUGUUUGGUGCUAUAAUAUCUGUGAUUAGUUGCUCUUGGGGAGUUACUACUAAGGGAGGCGCUAAAGGUGUUGGAGAAUCCACAACUUCUGCAGUUGUCAUGUCUCUUGUCGGAAUCUUUAUUGCUGAUUUUGUGCUUUCUUCCUUCUUCUUUCAAGGUGCUGGAGAUUCUUUAAAGAACUGUGUGUAACUUUUUUUUUCUGUCUUAUUGAUCCAAUACGGAUGUUUUUACAUAGCAAUAGAUACGAUAUACAAGCAUAGUUAGAUUUGUACUUUUUUGUUUACUUUGCUUUAGAGGAGAAGAAUCUGCUGAAUCCUUUAGAGUGUUUCUCAGGGGUAAGUCCUGAGGAGGAGGAUGAUGAGUUUGAAUUGGUGUGUUUAUGUUUCGACCCUACAGGAGAUCUCAUUGUAGUCAUCGAUGGUGUUUCUUUGUAUGGAGGCGAACUUGAUGUUUUGUCUUGAGGAUUUGUGGAAGUUACUGCGUAUUCAUUUUCUUCUUCUGAGUUUAGGGCUUGUUCUUGGCUUGGAGAAGAAGGAAACUGCUCUGUUUGAGGACACAUGGAUUUGAGUUGCUUCCCGAGAAGCAAUAUAGUCUCUUGACACUCUUGCAGCUUCUCUGCAGCUGCUGCUAGUUCAUUGUCCUGUUUGCUUUUGGGAGCAGCUUCAGUUACUGGGCAGGUUUGGUUGUUCCUAAAGUUUUGUAGGAAACAGAAGUUAGAGACUUAGUUUAUGGCGAAUAAAGAGAUUAGUGUUUAGUUUUAAA